This is a messenger RNA of Periconia digitata, 684 nucleotides long. Lineage: Eukaryota; Fungi; Ascomycota; Dothideomycetes; Pleosporales; Periconiaceae. The record is from the annotation of a GenBank genome assembly.
UCCUCCGCAGCAGAAGAUAGAUGGCUACGCGGUGCACAGUCGAUGGCAUGUCGAGGCGUCGGUUUAGAGUUGAUGCUGGCUCGGUACCUGAAUACUCUCCCUGGUCACAGAGCAGGCCAACGCGAUGCGAUGCUCCCAGGGGUUUUCUCCGCACUCCACUGCAUCGCCAUGGUCGGGACAUUACUUAAUCAUGUCCCAUGUCACGAUCGGCCAGGGCGCUGCCACCACCAGCGUGGACCGACGACGAAGAGCGACGACAUCCAUGGUUCACGUCUGGUAGCUGGCCACAUGACGGUGACGGCCAUGUUUCUGGCGCACUGCUGCAACGGCCUUCUGGAAGGCUGUCAGCCAAACCAUCCAUCUCCAGGCGCUGUCUGUUUGAACCCGGAGCCCUCGAGGCCACAUGCAGGGGCGUUCCACGCAUUUGCUUCCACGCAUCAACCGGCCAUCCCUCGAUCCAUCAGCCUGUCUGAAGGGAGGUCCGUCCAUGCACCUGUUUUGUCGCGGCGCGUGAAACGGCGCCGGACGCAUAACGCAAUCAAACUGAUUCUACAGCCAACCUGUGCCGGUGGAAACGCUCACUCGAGCGCACGGCGACCACAGCGCUCUGCUCGACCUCGGCGCAUGAGCAACAAGGAGAAAAAAAAAGCAAAGAAAAAAAGCCCAUCGACGCCGGGCCGAUGA